Molecule: messenger RNA, 1573 nt
Organism: Rubroshorea leprosula
Lineage: Eukaryota; Viridiplantae; Streptophyta; Magnoliopsida; Malvales; Dipterocarpaceae
Source: the annotation of a GenBank genome assembly
CUGUACAGCUUAAGGGAAUUGCAGUUUUUGGCAUUUGUACCUAUGGACCAUCAAAAAAUGUCAUUCAAUUCUUCUAGUUACCUUUCAUGGCUGUCUCUGUACCUGCUUCUUCUACUUGUUUCUUUACCAACUCGAGCUUUCUCUGGCGAGACUGUCAAUUAUCUUCCUGGCUAUGAUGGUGAACUGCCUUUCAAUCUCGAAACAGGAUACAUUAGCGUAAACGAUUCGGAGCUUUUCUACUAUUUCAUUGAAUCACAGGGGAACCCUGAGGAGGAUCCUCUGUUUCUCUGGCUUACUGGAGGCCCAGGCUGUUCUACUUUCAGUGGAAUUAUCUAUGAAGUCGGUCCAAUUGAGUUUGAUAUUGAAAACUACACAGGGGGCUUACCAAAACUGAGGGAGUACAAAUAUGCAUGGACAAAGACAGCCAGCUUCAUAUUUUUGGAUGCACCAGUUGGAACUGGUUACUCUUAUUCAACAACCCAGGAAGGUUGGUACACUUCAGACUCAAAAUCUGCGGAGCAAUCCUAUCAGUUUCUCAUAAAGUGGCUAAUCGAACACCCAAAAUACCUUAAGCUUCAACUAUUCAUCGGCGGGGACUCUUAUUCAGGCAUAAUUGUUCCAUUAGUCACCCAGAAAAUAAUAGAAAGUAACCCGACGACAGAUGAAGUCCUGAAUUCGAACGCAAAGAUCGAAUUUGCUCAUCGCUUGGCACUUAUAUCAGAUGAAUUAAAUGAAAGCCUCAAAACUUCUUGCAAUGGGAGCUAUGUGAAUGUUGAUCCAUCAAAUGCAGAUUGUGUAGUUGCUCUCGCAGAAUAUGAUAAGUGCAUCGCAGAUAUAUGGACAAACUCAAUUAUUGAACCUAACUGUGUUUUCGCCUCCCCAAAAAUGAACCUAGAUAUUCCACGAAGAUUUCUUAAGCAACAUCAAGACAAUUUCAUUCUUUCACCACUAAGAAUUCCUGAUUUCUGGUGCCGGGGUUUUAAUUACACCCUUGCAUAUAUAUGGGCGAACGAUGUUGCAGUUCGAGAUGCAUUGCAUGUCCGACCGGGAACGGUUGAUUACUGGCUGAGGUGCAACUUGACAAUAUCAUACACAAAAGAUGUACAAAGUGUGAUUGAUGUUCACCGUAAUCUCAGCAACUUUGGCUUACUAGUUUUGGUACAGAGUGGUGAUCGUGACAUGGUUGUUCCCUUCACCGGCACGCAGACAUGGAUAAAAUCUCUAAACUUGACCAUUAAUUUUGAUUGGAGGCCAUGGUUCGUUGACGGUCAAGUUGCCGGAUACAACCUACAAUAUGAAAAAAACGAUUUGUUUUGGAUGACAUAUGCAACAGUAAAGGGUGCAGGUCACACGGCUCCAGAGUACUAUCGUCGAGAAUGUUUUGAAAUGUUUAAAAGAUGGGUCCAUUACUAUCCUCUAUAGAGUGUCAAAAGUUUUAUGCACUUGAACUGUUGUAUGAUUAAUUAAGGAUUUUGCCCUUUUUACUGGCUAUGUCAUGGGAUAAUAUGGCAUGAUUAUUUUGUAUUCUAAUGUAGAAGAUUGUGAUGUGGAGGAAUAAAUAUAGGCUGAAGGU